Macrosteles quadrilineatus (aster leafhopper) is the source of this 1937-nucleotide messenger RNA. RefSeq lists its product as uncharacterized. Lineage: Eukaryota; Metazoa; Arthropoda; Insecta; Hemiptera; Cicadellidae. The transcript has 9 exons. The coding region runs from base 288 to 1655 and encodes 455 amino acids. Gene Ontology annotation, molecular function: ubiquitin binding. The record is from RefSeq and is a predicted model, not a curated record.
CCAAGCUAAACUCAAUUGUUGAUAAACAAGAUAAACAGGAAAUAUCCUUAGAGAAGCAUUAUAAGUGUUAAUCAAAGAAUUAUUUUUAAACAUCCAAUGAUGAGAGAGUAGUUUCUUUCCAGCGUGUGUUUAAUUCGUGCAGUGACUCCUGUUCUUAAAUAUUAGAUUAGCUUCUAUCAAAUUUGUCUCUCCAUUAGGCCUAGUAUUAUUGAAUUUUUUCUCUUAGCAAAUUAGCAGUUCACGUUAUUAAUAAAUAUUCCUUUAACUUUACCAGUUGAGAUUCAAGAAUGGCUAGUUUAAAUGUAUCUGAUGUAAACCCAUUACCACCUGGCUGGGAUUGUAAAUAUGACAAUGUUUCAGGAAAGAGAUAUUAUAUCAACUAUUUUACACGACAUACGAGCAUGGAAGAUCCUAGAGUACAACAUACAGAAAAUAUUCCGCUGCAGGACUUCACAUCAGCAGCAAAUCAUCGGCUGGGUCUGAUGAUGGGAACCAAUUCUCUGAAACGUCAACAGAGCGCAGCAUCAGACAACAAGCAAGCAGCCACAGACCAGACUGUAGCUAAGAUAAGUUCGAUGUUUCCCACUGUCAGCGAAACGCACAUCCGCACACUACUGCUCAAGUACCACAACCGUGAGGCCGUGGUUAUGAGUGCGUUGCAGGUGGAAAAACACCCGCUCACUACACCCGGACCCUACACGCCACCCAUGGGUGCCCGUACUCUCCCGGGGGUGGGGUUGUACGCUGUCACCCCUCCAAGCACCCCUAGAGCAGGGUUCCUCCCCCCUCGACUCUCACCUCGUCCCCACUCAUCUCCCAAGAUGAAGCUCAGGUACCUGAAGAGUGUAUUCCCAGUGGUUGAGGAGACAGUUCUGCUCGACACUCUGAGCAGUUCGGACAACAAUGUCCACCGUGCGACGCAGACGCUGCAGUCUAUGGGGUUUGACAAGCGGGCGACGCCCCCGCCAAGAGUGUGUCUUCAGAAACAAACACCUUCUACACAGUCUGCCCCCCCGGCGCCGCAGCACUCACCCCCCGCCAGGAUGAAGAGCGUGGAAGAAAAGCAAGAGAUGAAGGUUCGGCUGAGGGAAAAACACCCUGACGUAGCCGAGAGAGUUGUCUCCAUUGCUCUGGACAGUGUGGACUACGAUGAGACCAAGGCAGAUCAAAUACUGACCAUGGCUGAUGAAACGCCUCCAGCUACAGAAGACAAGAAAAAUCCCGACUCUAGUAGUGGACAUGAAGUGAUGAAGGAGAUCAUUGUAGAAGAGCCGUCUCAGCCUCCUUCUCCUGAAUCUCCUCCUGACAGUCCAUCCGGAAAGAGGAACAAGAAUAACAGAAACUCCAGAUCUAUCGACAUGACCGACUUCAGUGGUUAUCGUUCUCUGCUCACCAGACCAGCUCUGGGACCUAAUCCAAGACUCGUUCGCGGACCUGAUCAAUCAUUGUUGCUUGUGUCCCACAGGCCGGACUACGUAGCCUGGUGUGGUAGUGGGGGUUUGGCACGGGGCCCCGACCCUCUACACUGUGAGGGCCCCUCCUCUCCUCGGGGCCCCGACCCCUCUCUACGCAAGGGCCCUCGUGCUGGACUUGCCCGAGGCAGUAUCUACUCUCAGCUCGCUGCUCUCUCAUUGGCCGAGUCUCGUGGCAAAUAGCGGUGGUGCUUCACCUUGUAAUGGACGUUAAUGAAGAACUACAAGCCUGCGUAACUUUUGAAUAACGUAAUUAUAAAACAAUAGUUAUAAUUGUACAAAACUAUUGUUUAGGUUAUAAUUGAUAGGAAAGCUAAGUCGCUAAUUAGGAAUGUUCUUUAAAAAGGAUAGUUCAACUAGCUUUCCUGAGAAAAAGACCAGAAGCUAAUUUACACACAAUAACAGGUCACAAAACAUUCCUUUUGGAAAAUUCUCCUUAUAGGGAAAAUAUCACAUUAAUUGUGA